This is a messenger RNA of Arabidopsis thaliana (thale cress), 2243 nucleotides long. Its product is annotated as Pentatricopeptide repeat (PPR) superfamily protein. The record is from RefSeq and is marked reviewed. Gene Ontology annotation, biological process: embryo development ending in seed dormancy. Lineage: Eukaryota; Viridiplantae; Streptophyta; Magnoliopsida; Brassicales; Brassicaceae. The transcript has a single exon. Gene Ontology annotation, cellular component: mitochondrion. The coding region runs from base 126 to 2015 and encodes 629 amino acids.
AAACAAUCCCUAAACCUCAUCAUCAUCAUCUCCAAACUCCUAAAACCCUAACAAGAACCCUUAUCUCUCUCAUUUCCUCUGAAAGGAAUCAUUUUUCCACUCAGAAAAUCUCAAACAUUUCAACCAUGUCGAUUUCUAAAGCCGCCUUUUUAAACCACCUUCAAACACUAUCAAGAUCCUACCGCCACCGUGUUCUGCCGCAGCCAUUUCUCGCCGUCCGAUACAUGUCAUUCGCGACUCAGGAAGAAGCCGCCGCUGAACGUCGCCGUCGUAAGCGUCGUCUUCGUAUGGAGCCACCGGUUAAUUCAUUCAACAGAUCUCAGCAACAACAAUCUCAAAUCCCUCGACCAAUUCAAAACCCUAAUAUCCCGAAAUUACCUGAAUCUGUCUCUGCUCUCGUUGGGAAACGUCUCGAUCUUCAUAAUCAUAUCCUGAAAUUGAUCCGAGAGAAUGAUUUAGAAGAAGCUGCUCUGUACACUCGUCACUCUGUGUAUUCGAAUUGCCGUCCCACGAUUUUCACUGUGAAUACUGUUUUAGCGGCGCAGCUUCGACAAGCUAAGUAUGGAGCGCUUCUGCAAUUGCAUGGAUUCAUUAAUCAAGCUGGUAUUGCACCUAAUAUCAUCACAUACAAUUUGAUAUUCCAGGCUUAUCUUGAUGUAAGGAAACCUGAAAUUGCGUUGGAGCAUUACAAGUUGUUUAUAGAUAAUGCUCCAUUGAAUCCUUCUAUUGCUACUUUUAGGAUUUUAGUUAAGGGUUUAGUUAGUAAUGACAAUCUUGAGAAAGCAAUGGAGAUUAAAGAGGAUAUGGCUGUUAAAGGUUUUGUGGUGGAUCCUGUUGUUUAUAGUUAUCUAAUGAUGGGGUGUGUGAAGAAUUCUGAUGCUGAUGGUGUGUUAAAGCUUUAUCAGGAGUUAAAGGAGAAGCUUGGUGGGUUUGUUGAUGAUGGUGUGGUUUAUGGGCAAUUGAUGAAGGGGUAUUUCAUGAAGGAGAUGGAGAAAGAGGCUAUGGAGUGUUAUGAGGAAGCUGUUGGAGAGAAUUCAAAGGUUAGGAUGAGUGCUAUGGCUUAUAAUUAUGUGCUGGAGGCUUUGAGUGAGAAUGGGAAGUUUGAUGAGGCUUUGAAGUUGUUUGAUGCGGUGAAAAAGGAACAUAAUCCACCGAGGCAUUUGGCUGUAAAUUUGGGAACUUUUAAUGUGAUGGUUAAUGGGUACUGUGCUGGAGGAAAGUUUGAGGAAGCUAUGGAGGUUUUUAGGCAAAUGGGUGAUUUUAAGUGUAGUCCUGAUACUUUAUCGUUCAACAAUCUGAUGAAUCAGCUGUGUGACAACGAGUUGUUGGCUGAGGCUGAGAAGCUUUAUGGUGAAAUGGAAGAGAAAAAUGUGAAGCCUGAUGAGUACACAUAUGGUUUGUUAAUGGAUACUUGUUUCAAGGAAGGUAAGAUAGAUGAAGGAGCUGCGUAUUACAAAACAAUGGUUGAGUCUAAUCUAAGACCAAAUUUGGCUGUGUAUAACCGUUUGCAAGAUCAGUUGAUCAAAGCUGGGAAACUCGACGAUGCAAAAUCUUUCUUCGAUAUGAUGGUGAGCAAACUCAAGAUGGACGAUGAGGCUUACAAAUUCAUCAUGAGGGCGUUAAGUGAAGCUGGUAGACUCGACGAGAUGCUCAAGAUUGUGGAUGAGAUGCUGGAUGAUGACACGGUAAGAGUGAGUGAGGAACUGCAAGAGUUUGUGAAAGAAGAACUGAGGAAAGGAGGAAGAGAGGGAGAUCUGGAGAAACUAAUGGAAGAGAAAGAGAGAUUGAAAGCAGAGGCAAAGGCGAAAGAGUUAGCAGAUGCAGAAGAGAAGAAGAAGGCUCAAAGUAUUAACAUAGCUGCAUUAAUUCCUCCAAAAGCAGUGGAAGAAAAGAAAGAAACCGCAAAACUGCUUUGGGAAAACGAAGCUGGUGGUGUUGAAGAAGCCGAUGUGGUGGAGAUGGCUAAAGGAGUAGAAGCAGGUGGAUCCAAUGGUCAGGAUCCACCGUCCUGCUGAUCUUAUUUUUUUCCUUGAAUUCAUUAGACUCUAGUUAUCUUCUUAUCAUUCAACUUUUAUGUAAUUAGGGAUUUGUUUGGGACAAUAAGCUAUGAUUAAUCUUUUGCUAUAAUGCAGGUGUUUGCAAAAUCUUUUUUCCAUGUUUGCUUUUGAUUUCAAAUUAACAUGCUAUGUAGAACAUUUGUUUUAGUGGAUGGUCUAUGUAAUCAUUUCUUUAUUACUCAAUUU